Molecule: messenger RNA, 1233 nt
Organism: Trachymyrmex cornetzi
Lineage: Eukaryota; Metazoa; Arthropoda; Insecta; Hymenoptera; Formicidae
Gene: PIH1D1
Product: PIH1 domain containing 1
Exons: 6
Coding region: 274-1233 (319 amino acids)
Biological process (GO): box C/D snoRNP assembly; rRNA processing
Cellular component (GO): R2TP complex; ribonucleoprotein complex; cytoplasm
Source: RefSeq, a predicted model, not a curated record
CAGAACAGAAAAGUGCACGUGCGGUGCGUCUGAUUUUUGUUUAGUAUUACAUAUAGAUUGUAGUUGUAGAUUAUACAGAAUUUGUGAACUGCGAGCUACGGCAACGGGGUCUCUCACUAAAGAUUAUUGUUUAUUGGAUGACGCACGAGAGAGAAAGUGACAUUUACAUUUCAUUAUCGAAAAGAUUAUCUUAAUAUUCAAGUUAUCGAAAAAGAAUCUGUAUACAUUUGUUGUGAUACAUUUUUAUUUACAAAUUAAACUAAAUUUGUCAUUAUGGGUGAUGCCACUUUUCUCGAAGUUGAUGACUCUAUUAAGGCUAAAAAUUUAUUAUUAUUUGAUGAAGAUAAGGAUGCUUUAAGUCAGAUGGACAAGUUGAUGGAACAAUUUGAUUCGGCAUCAUCUAUCCUUGUGCAACCUACUCCUGGUGUCUGUGUAAAAACCCGAACAGUUGAUAAAGUAAAAGUUUUUGUCAAUGUAUGUACGUCAGAUAAAAUUCCACCGCCUGACGAUAUAUCUGAUGCUAAACUACUUGAACUUUUAAAUGAUGAAGCACCUGCUUAUGUCAUACCAAUGAGUAUUGGUUUUGAAAGGAUGGAAGCAGAUAAAUCUGGUACACCUAGUGCAACAUAUGAUGUCAUGAUAAAUACAGUAUAUUUCAAGAAAUGUCAAGAAAAGAAACAUUUUAUGGCAUUUACAACAUUAGUCAUAUUAAGUGGUGUGGCAGAUAAAUUUAACAAAAAGGUUGAUACAGAAAAUUAUGUUAUUCUAAAAAAUCGUACAGUAAUGGGAAAACUUCAACAACAUAGAAUAGAAAAUCGUAAGCCCAAAAGGCCGCAAGGUCACAAAUCAUUGAUAGAGGAAAUUUCGCAUUCUACAAAGCCUAUCAACAGCAAGACUAAUCUUUCAGCUAGCAAUGAAACAAAAACGGGUUAUGUAAUUUUAAGAAAACCAGCGAAAGGCCCAAUUGAGCGUUUAAUCGCUUUAUUUGAUAUGCCAAAAAGCGUUUCAGUCGAAGAUAUAGUAGUAUUGAUCAACUCUGAUCGUAUAAAUGUUACAGAUGAGAAAGCUUAUUAUUCGUAUGACGUUUUACUGCCAUAUAUGUUAAAAGCAGAUAAUGCGAAAGCUUUUCUCGACUAUAAUAUUGGGGUGAGAAUUUAUAUUCCCUUUUUUUUGUAUCGGAUAAUAUUUGCCUAUAAUGUAUAUAUUUUCUUAUUUUUCAGGUGUUACGAAUAG